This is a messenger RNA of Paramacrobiotus metropolitanus, 2964 nucleotides long. RefSeq names its product lachesin-like. Lineage: Eukaryota; Metazoa; Tardigrada; Eutardigrada; Parachela; Macrobiotidae. The coding region runs from base 1662 to 2630 and encodes 322 amino acids. The transcript is spliced from 7 exons. Gene Ontology annotation, biological process: synapse organization. Gene Ontology annotation, cellular component: neuron projection membrane. The record is from RefSeq and is a predicted model, not a curated record.
GCGCUACAUAUUGUAUUACAGAGGAAAAGCAUAAAACGUCUUCAAAAAAAUUUGAAAUUUGUGUCCUUAAAACAAAGCGUUUGCAGACGUUCAUAGCCUAACAUUCCGAGACCGCUUUUGUCACAUAUGUAUAUGUACAAGUUGUUUCUAAAUUUACAACUGCACUCCUGCAAACUACUUUUGCCGUUUGGAACUCAAUACUUGGAAUAUAAAUUAUUACGAGCCGGAUGUGCAAUAGUUAUUACGAGCCGGAUGUGCAAUAGUAUGCUUUGCCAAAUAGCCGUAGCGGCAAGUUUGCAUUUCCUGGUUUUUCUGCACGUUCGCCUCGACGAACAAACACGGGAUACGAUGGUGGAUUCAAGAUAGAGUUCGUUUAUUAUUAAAAACAAUUGCCUGGCGCGCGGUACGAAACGCGCUUGCCACACUUUGGCAAACUAGUUCGCUGACCUUUAUCCCACUCCUGUCCUGCCCGACCAGGCAAACGUUUAUGUUAGUGCACAAUCAAAACAUCACCGGCUUUUGUGGUUUGAUUGAAUUCUUCUUCAAACCGCGCAUCGCGGCGUGGCCAAAUAAAUGGAUUAGGCAAAAAAUCAAUAGAAACUGGCUAAAGAAAUGUGAAGACUUUCAUACAUACUGUAUUUAUAUUCGCUAACCGUUGCAUAUGUCCGUGAUUGUAAAAAUACAAUAAUUCUCAACAUUUUUUUAUAGUAGUAUUGUACCAUUUUUUGUUCGCAAAGGUGGAAAGAGAUCGGUUGUCCAACAAUUCCGUAGCACCGCCUUUCUCGGUGGGCGGUAACCAAUCAGAUAGCGCGCCAGGCGGAGCUCUGGGCGCCACUCGAAUUAGCGGUAGCACUAGCUGUGAAUAGGGAAGUGUGUGAAACUGUGAAUGAUGGGAAAGCUUAAUUUUCAUUUACUACGCCGCGAAGGAUGCCUUUAAUAUUUCGCAACACUGGCCGGUGAUUUCUCUCUUCGUUUAUUACACUAAAAAACCGCAAAAUGUGCGUAUAAUCGAAAAGCCGUGUAGUGAUUUUGCGGAGACCUUAAUUCAUCUCUCCAUCGUAAAUUAAUUCCGCGGCCGGAUAAUCUGGCUCCCUUGAGAUCAGUGGACAACGCACAAAUGGAUUUCCUCUGCUGUUUCAACAACAGCACCAGCGGCAGCCAACUGCACGGAUUAUUAAUUUCUCAUCCAUUUUCUUUUUGAUCCAUCUUCCACCAGCCAUAUUUCACCAAUUGGGAAGUGAGUAGGGUUUUUUUCGCGGGGUUUAUUUAGUCAACGCGGCACGGCGGCGCGGAGUGUGCGUGUGUAUGCCUGUGCAGAGUGUGCGGCUUUUCCACUCAAUUACGUGAUCGGCCAGUUCGAACGGAUGUGCCGGGGUGCGUGGGGGGUCCAUGUUCAUCCGUGCUGCUCGACAUGACCAACUGCCAACUGGAUCCCUCAUUGGCCUUUUGUUGAUCAGCUUCCCAGCUGGCUGCUGUGCUUGGGAGCGCGGGUUUGCAUACCUGGAGCCGCUGAUUAAUCACACGCCGGCUAAGCAACAUCUCUCCUAAUUUUACAUUUUCUGCACCGUAGAAAGUGGCGACUGAAUUGACUGUUUUUUUAAGCAUUCCGUCCGUCAGUCAGUGCAGUGUGCGAACCGGCAGCCGGGAUCGGCUGUAGCGACAUGAUGGAUGCUGCCGGGUCGGAUGUGUUGACCGGAGUCAUGCGACGAUGCUGGAUACAGAUUGGCUUUCGCCACAGUUUACUUAUCAUUGUGUACAGUCUAUUUUGGAACUGUUUGAUCUCAGAUGCAAAAGAGUAUUACAGGAGGUAUAACAUUGGCCCAAAGUAUACCAACAGCAUUCUGGCGGAUCUGGAAGAGAAUUCCCUGACAGCCAGUUUGCCGGCUCAUGAUUUAUCCACACCCUCCAAUGUCACUAUCGAGAAAGGCCAACCGGCAUUUCUGCAUUGUAAAAUAAAAAACCAAGGCUCACAUAUGGUCUCCUGGGUGCGCUACACCAAGGACUUCAAUAUUGUGACGAUUGGGGAUACGGUCUUCAUUCCCGACAGCCGUUUUGCCUUGGUGCGCAUUCCCGGCGCUCAGGACUGGACACUGCGCAUUCUGGACGUUAAACCGGCAGAUGCCGGUGUCUACGAGUGCCAAAUUGGGACCACACCCAAAAUGGGACGGAAUAUUACUCUCACUGUUCUUGUUGCUCGUGCCAUAAUCAAAGGGGACCCUGAGACGCAGGUGGGCCAUCCGCUGAAUUUGACCUGCAGCAUAGUGUCCAGCUUCAGCGCCCCGGCCAACACCCUCAUCAAGUGGUUCCACAAUGAUAGCACCUACCUCAAUUACGAUCCCACUGCACGCUCCGGAUACCACCUUGAGAUCUAUCAGGCCCACAGUCCCACCGGCAUGUUCAGUCGCCUGAUUAUUCCCUCGGUGCACAAUUAUCAUGCCGGAAAAUACACCUGUUCGGCUAAUAAUGCCGAAUCGUCCAACAUUUUUGUUCAAGUCCAUCCCAGUAAACAACCGAUUGCCCUUCGGCGACGUACCGGAAAUGCUGCACCUCAUCAUCUCUUCGCUCCGAUCAUUCCAUUCAUAACUUGGAUUGGUUUAUUAAUAUUAUUGCGGAUUGGUCCAUUGGCGUAGUCGAGCGGGCUGCGAAAGAUGAUUAGUUUUUCUCGUUGUUCAGUCUUUGUAGCUGGCGUAGCAUCGCAUUUCUGGUGAAAGAAUUCCUGGUGUAUUUCUCUCUUCUCCAGAAUAUUUGAAUUCUCUUUGCAUCUUUAGCAUGCACAGCUGCGAUCCGACGGAUGUUUCUCUUUAAACAAAAUUCCAGCAGACAUCAAGAACACUUAAUGCUCAAAGUUUUUAUUCCGCGCCUAAUGCUAAAAAUGACCAACUCACUGUCGAUGCUCGGAGAUCGCGUUCGAAAAUGUAUAGCGCUGUAGUCGAUUGCAGUUUCGUGUUCAUUUGUGCAAUAAAA